Molecule: messenger RNA, 426 nt
Organism: Phytophthora nicotianae INRA-310
Lineage: Eukaryota; Oomycota; Peronosporomycetes; Peronosporales; Peronosporaceae
Exons: 1
Coding region: 1-426 (141 amino acids)
Source: RefSeq, a predicted model, not a curated record
AUGACCGAUUUCUCGGAGAGCAACGCAUUACGCGCCGCUCCCUCAGCAACGUCCCGCUCUGAUAUCAGCAGUGCACUCCGCGCUCUCCGAGGUUUUGCUCAGGAAUUCUACGUUGAUGACGUAACGGAUCUCAUCGAUAGCGCACUGACGUUUAUCGAGCGAUACAGAGGCAUUGCAGACUCAGACACUGUCGGUUGGAAGCUGGUCAGCUUUUGGAUUACGAAAAAGGUUGGGAAAUUUCGUAGCUGUGUCGCCGCUCGCGAUCUCGAGUCAGCACAAGAAGUUCACCACGAAUUCUCACCCAUGGACGAAAACUCACUCGAGCUACUGGACCUACGCCGAUCUCACAACAACGGCCCCGCCGCGCUCUCGCGAAGCCAAAAACAGUCAGACGGAGGUCGUCGAUCGGAACGCCAACGUCGAUAG